This is a messenger RNA of Pisolithus orientalis, 811 nucleotides long. RefSeq lists its product as uncharacterized. The record is from RefSeq and is a predicted model, not a curated record. Lineage: Eukaryota; Fungi; Basidiomycota; Agaricomycetes; Boletales; Pisolithaceae. The transcript has 7 exons. The coding region runs from base 31 to 672 and encodes 213 amino acids.
CGUCCUCUGAUACUACCAUCGCCUUUCAUCAUGGAUACAUUCAUCAAUCUCGCGAAGCAAGGUUACCAGACGUACUCGGAAUCCCAAUCUCAAUCCCAAUCCCAAUCUAGGCCUCAGUCCGACUUCCGUAGAACGGGCGGCGAGGAAUACAACAGUCCUCACCACCGUAGAGCUGAGAGCGAUAGACCCGAAUUCGACGACGACGAAGUCGUCCGGCAUGCUAGUAGCCACAGUGGCUCUGACGACUCCGGCAUGUUCUCAUCUGCGUUGAACCAUGUCAGGGGGCGCCGAGACGAACACGAGGAGCCCGUAGACGAGGAGAGGGUUCAGGAAGCCCACGAUAGGGCCUACAAUCAAGGGUCCGCUAGCAAUAUGAGUGCUAGCUCGAUGGGCAGCGCGGCUGCUUUGCAGGCACUUAAAUCAUUCACUUCCGGCGGAGGGAGUGGUGGAGGCAGCCAGAGCCAGUUGAUCAGCUUAGCGAUGGGUGAAGCAAGCAAGCUUUUUGAUAGUAGUGGGGGUGCGAGCUCUGGUAGCAAGCAAGACGCGGUCAACGGCGCAGCAAUGACUGUCAUGAAGCUCCUUGUUCAAUCCAAAUUCAGCGGUGGUACUGUUGGCGGUGGAAACAGCGGUGGACUAGGAAGCUUAAUGGGUGUUGCAAGCAAAUUUAUGUGAAAACAGCGCUGCGCCUCGUUGAUAUAAUCAUACGUAUAUGUUCGCCAUCAAGUUCGAAAUUACCUUGUGAUAUUAGAAAUGUAUGCAACUGGUGAUAAGGAAUCAGGACGAAAUUCUGCGAACAGAAUCAUUAAAAUUA